GGCGGCCAGGCAGCCCCACGCGCCCCACGCGCCCCGCGGGGGCCCGGCGCCCCGGCACGCGGGCUGGAAGCGACUGAGCGCCCCCGCGGGCUGCGGGCGAGCAGCGUCCCUCCGGGCUGGGGACCCGGCGAUGAGAGCGGGGCUCCCCGCGGGGCCAGCCUGGGCGUCCUCCGCAAAGUUGUCACCGAGCUCGGAUCCCGCCUAGGGGUCGCCGCGCCGCGGCUCGAGGGGCGGCCGGGCGGCCGGCGGCGGUCGUGGCUCGGCGGGGCCCGCGCGGCCGGGGGGCUUCGGGGGGCGUGCGCCCCACGCCGGCUUCCCUCGUGGAUGUCUCCCGGCGGCGGCGGGCCCAUGAAAGACUGCGAGUACAGUCAGAUCAGCACCCACAGCUCCUCCCCCAUGGAGUCGCCCCACAAGAAGAAGAAGAUCCCGGCCCGGAGGAAAUGGGAGGUCUUCCCGGGAAGAAACAAGUUCUUCUGCAACGGGAGGAUCAUGAUGGCCCGGCAGACGGGCGUCUUCUACCUGACGCUCGUCCUCAUCCUGGUCACCAGCGGGCUCUUCUUCGCCUUCGACUGCCCGUACCUCGCAGUGAAAAUCACGCCUGCCAUUCCCGUGGUUGGUGGCAUCCUGUUCUUCUUCGUGAUGGGGACCCUGCUUCGCACCAGCUUCAGUGACCCCGGCGUCCUUCCGCGAGCCACGCCUGAUGAAGCCGCCGACCUGGAAAGGCAAAUAGAUAUCGCCAACGGCAGCAGUUCAGGGGGGUACCGCUCGCCUCCCAGAACCAAAGAAGUCAUCAUCAAUGGCCAGACCGUGAAACUGAAAUACUGUUUCACCUGCAAGAUUUUCCGGCCCCCUCGUGCCUCUCACUGUAGCCUUUGUGAUAACUGCGUAGUCUUUAUAUUUGCAUUCGUUAUCACCCACGUCAUUCUUCGUUCACAGCAAACAGGAUUCCUUAAUGCGAUUAAGGACAGUCCCGCCAGCGUGCUGGAGGCCGUGGUGUGCUUCUUCUCCGUCUGGUCCAUCGUCGGGCUCCUGGGCUUCCACACGUAUCUCAUCAGCUCCAACCAGACGACCAAUGAAGAUAUUAAAGGAUCUUGGUCAAAUAAAAGAGGUAAAGAAAAUUACAACCCCUACAGCUACGGAAAUAUCUUCACGAACUGCUGUGUGGCCCUGUGUGGGCCCGUCUCUCCAAGCCUCAUUGACAGAAGAGGGUACGUCCAGCCUGACACGCCUCAGCCAGCCGCGCCCUCCAACGGGCUGGCCACGUACGGGGCCACCGCCUCGCAGAGCGACAUGUGCGACCAAGACCAGUGCAUUCAGAGCACCAAAUUCGUUUUGCAGGCCGCGGCCACGCCCCUGCUGCAGAGCGAGCCCAGCCUCGCCAGCGACGAGCUGCACCUGUCGGGGAAGCCGGGCCUGGGCACGCCCUGUGCCAGCCUGACGCUCGGGCAGCCCACGCCGCCCUCCUCCAUGCCCAACCUCUCCGCCGAGGCCGGGCUCACAGACAUACUGCCCCUGAAAGAGGAGCACGUGGGCCACCAGUUCCUGACCCCGGAGGAGGCGCCCUCGCCGCCCCGGCUGCUGGCCGGCAGCCCCCUGGCCCACAGCCGCACGGCGCACGUGCUGGGCCUGGCCAGCCAGGACGCGCUGCACGAGGACUCGGUGCGCGGCCUGGUGAAGCUCAGCUCCGUGUGACCGCGGGCCGGCCGGACUGCAGGCAGGGGGGCCGACGGGCUGCCCCCCGCAGCAACUUUCCGGUGACUCAGGGCCGUGGUGGCGAGGACUUCAGGCCCUGCGCACAGGGACCGCUGCCGAGCGCAUGGAUCCCCUCGCGCAGAGGCGCUCGGCCCAGAUGCUCCCAGCUCGGUGUGGUGUGAUGGGCAUUUCUCCCCACCCCGACCGCUUUGAUGACGGUGAAAACAGGGAAGUCGCUGUUGUCAGGCCUUUGGAACAGGGAGGGCGUGGGGACGGGGGAACCGGGGUCUGUGACCAGAGGCUCAAGGGACAGGACGUGCCCGGAUGUCAGUCGCACUGUCUGCUGCCUGCCACUCUCAGGACAGACACACAGAAGGCUUGCGAGACUGGUGGCCAGACUGAGAUUGCACUUAUUUGUUAUGCUACUAAUAUUUGAAAUAGACAUGCUAUUCCAUUUGUUAAUUUUUUUAAAAAAAAAAGUCCAAAGGACAAAAAACGACCAGAUGUGAGCCUGCAUGCCACGCUCGUCCGUUCACGGUGGUGAUGGUCUGCAGACGGAAGCGCUGCCUUCUUCCUUUACUUUUGUGAAUUCCAAGUCCUGUUUCAUGGGAAGAUGGUGGGAGAGAAACCAAGACUAAUGGACAAUGCCAUCCAUCCCCAGUUCAUUCGGCGUAAUUGUACCGGGUCGGUGGUGCCUGGGCCGCAGGGGACUGCUGGGGGGUUAGCAAAUGGAGAGUCAGUUAACCUUCUGUGCAGUAGUUAACCGAGGUUUUGUGUUGUACCACACCCACCACACCUCCUUGUGUGACCAGACUUCCUGUGGACAGCCAAUAAAUGACUCCCUCUGUUAUUUUGGA
Myotis myotis is the source of this 2549-nucleotide messenger RNA. It is a transcript of the gene ZDHHC14, whose product is annotated as zinc finger DHHC-type palmitoyltransferase 14. Gene Ontology annotation, cellular component: Golgi apparatus; endoplasmic reticulum. Bases 325 to 1692 code for a protein of 455 amino acids. The record is from RefSeq and is a predicted model, not a curated record. The transcript has 9 exons. Lineage: Eukaryota; Metazoa; Chordata; Mammalia; Chiroptera; Vespertilionidae. Gene Ontology annotation, molecular function: protein-cysteine S-palmitoyltransferase activity. Gene Ontology annotation, biological process: peptidyl-L-cysteine S-palmitoylation; protein targeting to membrane.